GAUAAAGGAGCCUUGCUUUUCUUGACUUUCCGUCCAUUUCAUUUCAUCGUCACUACCACCAUCCUUUUUAAACGGGACAACAUGGCUACUGCAGCGAGCCGUUACUACAGCGAAGACGGCAGGGCAACUAAACGACAGAAAACCGACGGAAUGGCCACGGGUUAUGAAGAUCCACACAAGACCCUUCCAUCUGUCGUGGUGCAUGUCCGGGGGCUUGUGGAUGGUGUUACAGAGGCUGACCUUGUGGAGGCCUUGCAAGAAUUUGGGGCAAUCAGCUAUGUUGUGGUGAUGCCUAAGAAGCGACAGGCCCUGGUCGAGUACGAGGACAUGAAUGGAUCAUCCACAGCUGUAACCUAUGCUGCAGACAACCAGGUUUACAUCGCCGGCCACCCAGCCUUCAUCAACUACUCCACUAGCCAGAAGAUAUCCAGGCCGGGAGACGCCGAUGACUCUAGAAGUGUUAACAAUGUUCUUCUGCUCACCAUCAUGAACCCCAUCUACCCCAUCACCACGGAUGUUCUCUACACCAUCUGCAACAACUGUGGGCCUGUCCAGAGAAUCGUCAUCUUCCGGAAGAACGGCGUCCAGGCCAUGGUUGAAUUCGACUCAGUGCAAAGUGCACAGCGGGCCAAAGCUUCACUCAACGGAGCCGAUAUUUACUCCGGCUGCUGCACGCUGAAGAUCGAAUAUGCCAAGCCCACUCGACUGAAUGUGUUCAAAAAUGACCAAGACACCUGGGACUACACUAACCCCAACCUGGGAGGCCCAGAUGGUGAUGCAGAUGGCAAUGGGAGCAAUCCAGAUGACAUUAAUGCAAACCCCAACAAGCGGCAGAGACAGCCUGCGUUGCUGGGCGACCAUCCUCCAGAGUACGGCGGUGGUUACCAUGGCUACGACGAGAGCUACGGAUCCCCGCCCUAUGAGGGUCGCCGCAUGGGUCCACCAAUGAGAGGGCGUGGAGGGAGGAACUACGGGCCCAACUACGGUCCCCCUCCCCCUCCUCCUGGGGAGUACGGGGGCCACGCUGAGUCCCCGGUAGUCAUGCUGUACGGCCUGGAGCCUGUCAAAAUGAACGCCGACCGGGUCUUCAACAUCUUCUGUCUCUAUGGCAACGUAGAGCGGGUGAAGUUCAUGAAGAGUAAGCCUGGCGCUGCCAUGGUGGAGAUGGGAGACUGCUAUGCAGUGGACCGUGCCAUCACUCACCUCAACAACAACUUCCUGUUUGGACAGAGGCUCAAUGUGUGUGUGUCCAAGCAGCAGGCCAUCGUCCCCGGUCAGUGCUAUGAGCUGGAGGACGGAUCGAGCAGUUUCAAAGACUUCCACGGCUCCAGGAACAACCGGUUCACCUCGCCGGAGCAGGCAGCCAAAAACCGCAUCCAGCACCCGAGCAACGUGCUGCACUUCUUCAACGCUCAGCCAGACGUCACACCCGAGAUCUUCACUCAGAUUUGUGAGGAGCUUGGUGUCAAGAAUCCCGUAAACGUGAAAAUGUUCACAGGAAAGAGUGGCGCAGCCCCCAGUGACCGCAGUGCUUCAGGGCUGCUAGAGUGGGAAUCCAUCAAUGAUGCCAUGGAGGCUCUGGCGUUGAUAAACCACUUCCAGAUGAAAAACGCAGGAUGCAGGAGUAACUCGGACGAGAGCAGCUUGUUGUGUGAUGGAAGAACCACUGAUAGACACUCUGGUCCUUACCCAUACACCCUGAAACUGUGUUUCUCCACCGUUCAGCACGCGAACUGAGAGCAGCUCGUAAAAUGAAGAUUGGUCCACCAUUCCCAUGUUCACAUGUCCUUAGACCAUGACUGCUUGCAACACUCGUAGAGAAAUUAGAUUUUCAAACACACAAAUUGUAAUUGAUCCCUAAAGUAAAACUCCUUUUUAUUUGGUAUAUUAAACAGCUCUAACAAAUGCUACCGUGCAUUGAAAAGUUUUGAUAUUUAUACUACUCGUGUUGUAGAGUGUUGGUACCUGCGUGUCUUCAAUAAUAUGUUGUCCUUUUUACUUUUUGUAUUAUGCUUAUACAGUGACAUAACAAGAAACAUAUUUGAAAGACUUGGUUUUAUUUUCAGUUGGUUCAGUGGCAGUAGAUAACAAGUUUUGUAAGAGUUGUCUUUUGAAACUUUUAUUAUUCACUUUUCUUGCUUUGUUCUGAUUUUACCUCUUCAGUUCUGUGUCUGAUAUGCAGAUGGGUAAUUGUUUUGUUCUAAGAAAAUAAAAAUAAAAACCAUUUCAGUUGCGUUAAUUCUGCCA
Eleginops maclovinus (Patagonian blennie) is the source of this 2247-nucleotide messenger RNA. Its product is annotated as heterogeneous nuclear ribonucleoprotein L-like. Gene Ontology annotation, molecular function: mRNA binding. Bases 82 to 1737 code for a protein of 551 amino acids. Gene Ontology annotation, cellular component: nucleus. Gene Ontology annotation, biological process: regulation of RNA splicing; mRNA processing. The transcript has 15 exons. The record is from RefSeq and is a predicted model, not a curated record. NCBI's taxonomy places the organism in Eukaryota, Metazoa, Chordata, Actinopteri, Perciformes, Eleginopidae.